Fundulus heteroclitus (mummichog) is the source of this 8121-nucleotide messenger RNA. It is a transcript of the gene grid2ipa, whose product is annotated as glutamate receptor, ionotropic, delta 2 (Grid2) interacting protein, a. NCBI's taxonomy places the organism in Eukaryota, Metazoa, Chordata, Actinopteri, Cyprinodontiformes, Fundulidae. The coding region runs from base 450 to 6395 and encodes 1981 amino acids. Gene Ontology annotation, molecular function: protein binding. The record is from RefSeq and is a predicted model, not a curated record. Gene Ontology annotation, biological process: regulation of DNA-templated transcription. The transcript is spliced from 24 exons.
AGAGAGAGAGAGAAAGAGAGGGGAAGGUAUUUAUAGAAAAAUGGGGCUUCGCGGUACCUUUCCUUGCGAUGAACCAUUUCAGGACCAAGCUACUGUGUCCCAGUUUCGUGCUCGCUGCUCAGCUGGAGGGUUUGGACCGAGGCUGAGGGGUUUGGACCGCCUCGCCCAGGAUGGAGAGCCUGACUCUCAGAAGCUCUCGGCUCUUCGGCUUCCCACAGCUGCUUUUCUGAUCCAGAGCAGAGGGAAGACCUGGCCUUCAAAACCCCCCACCAAUGUGACCUUCUGGGGGCCAGCAUCUGUGUAGGUAGCGGCUUAAGGGAGGAGGCGAGUCAGGUCAGGCGGAGGAGCAGCAAGAGGGUGUCCGAGGGACACCCUUUGGCUGCGUCGACCCCCUGGCCGGGGGUGAGGAAAGGCUGGCCGGAACGUGCCCCGCCGCAAGCCGGGCCAGGAUGAGGCGCUUCCUGAGCAGAAAGGGCCGCUUCUCCCUUCGCCAGAGCAAGUCUGGGACCCGGAGCGCUGCCAAAGAUUUCUACCUUGGUCUUCCUUCCACCAACCAGAACUGGCCAGAGGCGUUUGGCUUCAGGCUUGGAGGCACUGGGCCCAGCUACAUCCUGUCGGUCGUGGAAGGCAGCAGUGCCUACCUUGCCGGCUUGCAGCCAGGUGACCAGGUGGUGGACAUCGAGGGCCAGGACGUGACCAACCUCAGCACACCGGCGCUGAUCGCUCUGGCCCAGACCCUCAAGACCGUCCCACCCAGCAUCGGCGUUGUUUCGAGGAUCGAGCAGAUUGACAUCACCCCAGGCCCGGACGGCCGUUUCGGCUUCACCAUCGUUGGGGACAGCCCUCUGAUGGUCGAGGAAUCCAUGCCUGGCGGUCCGGCCGCACGCAGUGGCCUCAAAGUCAACGACUACGUCAUGGAGGUCAACGGCAUCCCGGUGAAGCACCACGAAACGGCGGCGGCCAUGAUCAAGGCGGCGCAGGGCCGACCCCUCCGGCUGGGAGUGCUCAGCAUGGCCCGCCGCCCCAAGCGGCUGAGCAGCAGCAUGAGGGUGCUGUCGCAGAGCGGAGACAGCAUCAGGGAGAAUCGUGCUCACAAGGCCAUGGAGUUCAACAAAAAGGUGGAGGAGGUUCUUGGCGAGGAGCCUGAUGUGAAGGAGCAGCUGUUUGAGGUGCUCAAGCUGUACGCUUCCGACAGGGAUGUGGAGAGUCUGGCUGAAGCCUUGCCUGACAUCUUGAUUACAGAAGACCAUCAGCAGCUGAUCGACAGUGUCAGGAUCUUCAUUCCCAAAAAGCACCGGGAGCGUUUCGACGAGGUGGUCUCGCAGAGUCUGAUGAGCAGGCUGAAGGGCCGCAGCUUCAGUGACCCCAGCCGCAGCCACCUCCGCCGCAGCCGGAGCGAGGACCACCCCGAGCGUCUCCUUGUCUCCACUCGUGCCAGCUCGGUGCCACGCACCCACGCAGAGGAAGGCGUGGUGCCCCCCGCCAGAGGCAUGCGCAAGACCACCUCCCUCAUAGCUGGCCACUCGGGCGGCACCAUCACCAACUGCAGGACAGUGAGAGUUUGUAAGGGCAACCAGAGCUUUGGCUUCACUCUGAGAGGCCACGCUCCAGUGUGGAUUGACUCAGUCAUCGCCGGGAGUCCUGCAGACAAGGCAGGUUUAAAACCUGGAGAUCGGAUCCUGUUUCUGAAUGGGCUGGACAUGAGGACGUCUUCUCAUGAGAAAGUGGUGUCCAUGCUCCAAGGAAGCGGAGCCAUGCCCACCCUGGUCGUUGAGGAAGGCCCGCCUACUUUUCCUCAGGCUGAGCAGGACCUCGCCGGGGGCGGCGCUCCCGUCGAGCGUGCACGCUCCCCGAUGCUCGUCUCCCUGCAGUGGGUGGCUGACAUCCUGCCUCCCAGCAUCAGGGUUCAGGGUCGCACCUUUGGACAACAGCUGGAACAUCUGCUUACCAUCCAGGAGAGGUAUACCAUCUGCAAGGCUUUGGAGAACUUCUUCCAACACAGGAACGUCGACACGCUGAUCGUGGACGUGUUCCCGGUGCUCGAUACUCCCGCCAAACAGGUGAUCUGGCAGUUUGUUUACCAGCUGCUGACCUACGAGGAACAGGAACACUGCCAGAACAAAAUUUCCAGAUUUCUUGGAUACAAAGCACCAGUUCCACCACCUCCUCCUCCUCCCCCUCCUCCUCCGGAGCCCGAGUCUGCUGCCCCUGAGCCCCACCGCCGUAGCAGCUCCAUGAGGGUGACAGGGACCACAUACAGGAGUAGUGUUAGGGGACGUAGCUCUGAUGACCUGGUCAUUGGCACACACUUGGGCAUGGGCGUCCGUGCAGAGCCAGGACAGGAGGCUGGCAUGAGGUUGGCCCCAGGAGAAAGACAGUCAGGAGAUGGGACCUCUCUUCCUGAGACUCCCAACAACCUCACCAAUCUGUCAGCUGUGUACGCUGAGCUGGAAAACAUGUACUCAGCCAAGAGGUCCAAGUCUUUGAAGAGCCGUCCUGUUCCUGCUCCUGAGAGUUUACUGGAUCUGGAACCUUUAUCUCGCACAGGGUCGCCAACAGCGAAUGCCAACACAGGGGCUCGCAAAGGCUCCUCCCCCCAUUCCCCAUGGCCAGAUCCUCUACCCAGUCCACCCUCAGCCCAGUUCUACCCACCGGGCUUGACAAGUCAGACCAGUGGUGAGUCUAACCCCUACAUAAGCCUGGACAGCCCCCCUCCCUCACCUCUUGAAACUGACUUUCCAUCCAGCCCGCCUGUUCACCGUAGCAACAAACGGCGGUACACCUUCUCCAAACCUCCCCGUUCAGAAGACACGGACCGUUUUCUGGAUGCUCUGAGUGAGCAGCUUGGACAGAGGGUGGCAAUUGUCGAUGAUUUCCUGAACCCUGACAAUGACUACGAAGAGGAUGUUGUGCAGAUGGGCUUCCCAGAUGAGGAUGAUGAAGACCAUGAAGACGAGCUUGGCGUGGAUGAGGAAGAAAACGGAGGGUUUGUAGCUCCAGAGCUAAGCAGCCCGAGCGAUGUCCAAAGCAGCAGCGGUGAAGAGAAUGCCUCCUCCCUGACAUACUCCUCUUCUUCUGAUCAUAUUCCUCCUCCCCCUAUGACACCGCCUCCACCUCCUCCGGUUCAGUUCAAUGACCCACCACCUCCUCCUCCUCCGGCACCUCCACAGAGUCAGCCUCAGCACCAGCCACAGCAGGACUCUAUUAACUACACUCCUGAGCACAUGCCAAGGGCAUAUGUGCCAAUCCGUCGGAAAUCUGGCCCUCCUCCGCCACCACCUCCACGCAGUAAUCUGCCACCAAAACGUCACUCCUUGCAUAAAGUCCUCCCUACAAGAGAAGACCUACAAGUCCAAGCCACUUUACAGGAGCUAAAAGCAUACCAGGAGAGACAACAAGCUUACGAAGAGAGGCAGGCGUACGAGGAGCAAAAAGCUUUUGAGGAGCAACAACUUUAUCAGGAACAACAGGCCUUUAAGGAGAAAAUUUUCAAAGAGAGACAAGCCUAUGAAGAGCAGAAGGCUUAUGAGGAGCAAAAAGCUUUUGAGGAGCAGCAAAUGUAUGAAGAACAGCAAGCCUAUGAACAGCGGCAAGCUUACCAAGAACAAAAAGCACACGACCAGCAUCAAGCCUACAAAGAACAGAAGGCACUUCAAGAGCUUCAAGCCUACCAGGAGCAAAAAGCCUACGAGGAGCGGCGGGUUUACGAGGAGCGGCAAGCGUAUCAGGAGAUGCAGCAGAUCUACCAGAGCCACCAGUCCAUGCCUGCUCAGCCAACACAACAGAAGGCCCAUUCACCUCUUCCUCUCCAACAGCCACACCAGUCCUUGCCUCCUCUCCCCUCCCAAGAGACUCCCCAUCAACUUGCCAAUCACCCCCUUUAUAUGUUGCGACAAGUACAGCAGCAGCAGCAGCAGCAGCAGCAGCAGCAGCAGCAGCAGCAACUAGCCCACCAGAGUCACCAUCACAGACGCUUGUCUCGUUCAGCACCUCCACCACAUCAGCCAUCCGCCCACCAGCCAGUUCGUCCCGGCCAGCAAGGUCAGUUUGCAGAGGGGAUCUACCAAAGUCACCAAGGCAUAAGACCCCAACCCCACCAUUCGUCGACAGAAAUACUCCACCAAGGACAUCAUUCCUCCACUGAAAUGCUCCAUCAGUUGCACCAAUCCCAGGCCCACCACUCAUCAAAUGAGAUGCUCCAGCAAAUGCAGCAGGUCCACGCUCACUACUCGUCUUCAGAAAUGCUUCACCAAAUGCACAAAGGCAAGGCCCAUCACUCCUCGACGGAGCUUUUACACCAAAUGCAGCAGAUGCAGCCUCACCACUCCUCAACCGAACUUCUCCAUCAAGCUCACCAGAUGCACAGAGGCCAAGCUCACCAUUCGUCAAGUGAGCUGCUCCAUCAGAUCUAUCAACCCAAGCCCCAUCAUUCAUCUACAGAGCUUCUCCAUCAAGCCAGUCAGAUGCAUCAACCCAAGGCCCAUCACUCCUCCACAGAACUUCUGAACGAAGUUCAGCAAGAACCCGCCUCCCUCCCACUCCAGUUUACGCGCGAGAGCCAGUCCCAUCAGAGUCGCAGGAGUGUUAAAAGUCAUCAUCAGACAGAUGUGUCUUUGCAGGGAAGACACAAAGACCAGCAGAUCCAACAAAUGCACCAACCCCAGCCCACUAAACCUUCGCCCCAAAGACCCCAUUCCAUCCAGCAGACUCACCACCAUUCCAGUACUCCUCAGAUACACCACAUCCACCACAUGACCCCACAGCCCCCUCCUCCCCAGACCUACCAACACCAGAUUCAAGUGAUCCAUCCUCCUCAGCAACCCCACAGGCCCCAGCCACUUCUCUCCACCUUUCAACCCCUCCAGCCUCACCAGCCCAACCUUUCCAGCUUCCAGCCUCUGCCACAGCUCCACCAGCCACAGCAUCAGGCCCAGUCCGCCAACCAAAUCGGUCGUCCGCAGUCGCAGCCCUCGCAUCACCUCCUGCAGCAUCAAGCCCAAACUCACCUCAACCAAUCUCCCAACCAGAGUCAGCCCCAGUCCCUCCCUCACUCCUUGUCUGAUCCCACAGAGCAUUUAGGACCACCUCCCCCUCCACCCCUUCCACCCCCAUGCUCCCCUCCACCACUGCCAAGACCCAGUUUGUCCCGGAUGGACUCACACCACAUGAGUGUAAAGAGGCUGCGCUGGGAGCAGGUGGAGAAUUCAGAGGGGACCAUAUGGGGACAGAGGGCGCCCUUCUCCAGUCUCCACAUGACUAAUGCUGACCAACCCUUAAAGCAGUUGGGAGAAACUUCUGAUUAUGAAAAACUGCAUGACAUGGUGAAAUAUUUAGAUCUGGAGCUGCACUUUGGGACGCAGAAGAACUCACUGCCUGCUCCAGAGCCUCUUCUGCACCUCGAAACCUUCAAGAAGAAAGAUGUCAUAGAGAUUCUGUCCCAUAAGAAAGCUUACAAUGCCUCCAUCCUGAUAGCCCACCUGAAGCUUUCUCCUGGGGAGCUGCGUCAGGUUCUGAUGAACAUGGCUGCAGACAGACUGGAGGCAGCUCACAUCAAACAGCUGCUGCUGUACGCUCCCGAUGCUGACGAGGUGAAAAAAUACGAAGAAUACAGAGAGGAUCCCAGCAAACUCAGCGAUCCAGAUCAGUUCAUGUUGCAGAUGUUGUCCGUACCGGAGUAUAACACCCGUCUGCAGAGCCUCCUCUUCAAGUGUUCCCUUCAGGAGAAGACAGAGGAGCUGAGGGGAGCCUUUGACUGUAUCAUCAAGGCCUCUAUGGAGCUGAAGACCAGCAAGAAGCUGGCCAAGAUACUCGAGUUUGUGCUGGCGAUGGGAAACUAUUUAAAUAACAGCCAACCAAAAACCAACAAGACCACAGGCUUCAAGAUCAACUUUCUGACAGAGCUGAGCACUACUAAAACUGUCGAUGGGAAGUCGACGUUUCUGCACAUCCUGGUCAAGUCGUUGUGUCAGCACUUUCCGGAAGUGUUGGAUUUUUCCAAGGAUCUCACCAUGGUCUCCCUUGCUGCAAAAGUGAACCAGAGGACUGUCACGUCGGAUGUGAACGACAUCCACACGACCAUGCAGGAAAUCCGCUCAGCUUGUCAGAAGAUGCCUGCGAGUGCAGAGGAUCGCUUCGCCGUCGUCAUGAGUAACUUCCUGGAAAAUAGUCAUCCGGCAAUCCAGUCCCUGGAAUCGCUCCAGCAGAGAGCCAUGGAGGAAUUCAGCAAGACCGCCUCAUAUUUCGGUGAAGAUGGCAAAGCCGCCACUACAGAGGCUUUCUUUGGGAUAUUUGCCGAGUUUAUGAACAAGUUUGAGAGAGCUCUCAGUGACCAGCAAGCGGCGGAAAUGCCAAAGAGCCCCAGAAGUCCUCGGAUGGCCUCCCCGCAGGCCUGGUAACACACGUUGUUCGGAUGGGACCGAACAUCGCCGCAGCUGAAACUUUUUACGCACCGACACAGACCUGAGGUAUCCACGAACGCGUGCACACGAGCUGAAACGAAGAAAGGGAAAGCGGAAUACAGAAAUAUUUUUCACGUUGAGCCCGUAGACGUGGGUGCCGUUCAUGUUCCAUCCUGCAGAGGACACGAAAAGGGUCGCGGUCAAGAGCCUCGUCCAGUUUCCAACAUGUCUUUACUGUCCAAUACGCCAUAGUUUAAGCUUUAUUUCUCUGAGAACCCUCGUGUUGUGGUAUGACAACAAUAAAAUAAUACAUUUGUAGCAUAUGUUUAAUUAAGAUAUAUUAAUAUAUUACAUCUUGAAGUGGAUAUGAGCUUUAAACAAAACCUGUUCACUGCAGUCCGUGAUUCUGCAGAAAAUGCAUAAGUUGUCGAAAUAGCUGACUUGUUCUUUACUUUUGUCGGAUUGCCCACCGCUCUGAAUGUAAUAUAGGCUCUUUAAGCGUUUUCUUAAGAAAAUUCUCCUCAGAUUGAAGGUUGUUUCACUUGCUCUGCUGUACCUUAUCCUCGCUAUCUGCAGGCUUUCCUAAUGUAUGCUUUUGGAUAAUAAUUUCAUAUAUCAGACAGUGUCAGUGUGGGCUGCAGCUAUCUGUUUUUGUUUUUCUUUUUUAUAGAAGUUAAUAUAAUUGUAAUCUGCACACAGCGAGAAGAUUGCAGACGUUGGAUCAUGUGAGCCUCAAACCGGGCGCGGUGCAGUUUGUGAAUAUUUAGCUGUGCUCCACUCUUAGAUAUUGCACUCAUUAAAGUGUAGCAGAUGUAUUACAUGGUAAUUGUACAGAAUGAAACACAGUAAAGGAUGUAUAUGCUACAACUUGGAGAGCGCUGUUGUUGUUUUUUUUUCAUUAUUCCUACAUUUCUUUAAUUCUGUUGUAUUUAACUGGAUUUUAAUGUGUUUCCGGGCCGAGCGUAGCAAUAAUCCAAUGAGAGGACAGUGAUGUUCUUUAGUUUAUAGCGAAACAGAUUUACCUUAAUAGCAAACAUAACGGCAGUGCCUUGCAAAAGUGUUCAUGCCCCCAGAGCUUUUCCACAUGUUUUCAGCAUACAAUGACUAACCUUAAUGUGUGUUAUUGGGAUUUUAUGUGACAAACCAACACAAGGUAGUGCAUUACGGUGAAGAAUAAAGAAAAGAAUAGACAAAAACAAAAAAGAUUUGAAAAGUAAUCUGCACUUUUGUUGCCCUGAGCCACUUCACUUUGGCAUAUUCUUCUUUGCAUAAAAAAACUCAAGCCCAGUCAGAUUGGCUGGAGACCACUUGCAACAUUAAGUGGAUAGUUUUGCCACAUAUUCUCAAUCAGAUUUGGGUCUGGGGUCUGACAGGAGGAUCUGAACACUGGAUAUUUUCUAAAGUGGGGAGACAGUGGCACAGAAGCUAAGGAGUUCAUUCUGUAACCGAUGGGUUGCCAGUUUGAAACCCCGUUCCUACAACACAGUUUACCACUGUGAACGUGUGAGUGAAGGACUGAAUGCAGUCUGCUCUGGGCUUCUCUGAACUUGACAAAGUGCCAUACAAGUACAGGACAUUUUACAUCUAAAGCAAUGCAAUGUAGCUAUGGCUCGGAGGCAAAUCGGUGCAGCAGACUGGUUUCCCUCCAGGAUUGCCCUGUAUUGAGCUCCAUCCAUUUUUCCGGCAUCUCAGACCAGCUUCCCUCUUCCUUUAAAAAGAAAAA